AUGGAGCCCGGAACCAAAAGUGUAGCGAUCACACCAAUCAUUUAUUUGGUAACUAUUCCGAAGUCUAUUAUUUGCUUCCAAAAACGGUUAAUUUUUCAGUUUCUCGCACUUUUUCCCACGUCAAGUUCCGGUUAUGCGCUCUACAGUGAGGUUGAAGCGGAAAAAUUUCUAAAUUUAGCUGCAGCCGCGUACGCAGACUCCAGUUUGUACCAUUUAAAACAUUUUCCGCAGUGUAGUUCAAUUUUUCAAAGGUAACGUAACCGCUCGUCAGUCGUGUAUAGAUGUAUCGUUUCCCACUGACCAAUUCCAUGUUUUAAUGGUUAUGUCGACGCCGUGCGAUAAGGUGAGUCAGCCUCACACAUUUUUCUGUGACUUUUGUGUUCAUCAUAUUUUAAGAACAAAAUUUCAGCGCGGAAAUCAGUGUCAGGCAUUUGUGGCGAUUUCCGAUUAUAACAAUCAAGUAAUCAUAUCGUUUCGAGGUACUAAUAGUGGUGGACAGCUGCUUUCGGAGUUUGGCGACGGUUUAGAAGAUUAUGUUUCAUAUACAGAAGUUGGUAAGUUGACUUUUCUUUUAAGACAAACUGAAAAAGAGCAUUUCAGACGGGUCAGGAAACACUGUUGCUGUUGGACAUGUGAAUGUGUAUUUUUUGAACGCAAUGAGUCAAAUGUGGGAAGAUAUGGUGCAGCCAAGCAUCAAAAAGUUAGUUUUAACACUCAUCAAUGCUGUAACGUAAUUCAAAAAUAGAUUCCAAUAAGAUGAAGUACAUACUAUUCUCAUAAAAUUUGUCUUAAUUCCGCACAUAUCCUGUAAAAAACCUCUAAAAUUGUUCCAGCCGACUAAACUACACAUUUCUCGUGACUGGGCAUUCUCUUGGCGGCGCAAUGGCGACGUUAACAGCGUUCCGUUUAGCAUUCCGUCAAUUCUCAAGCAAGGUAAUAAAAUCCGUCCCUAUUUGUUUAUCUAACCGCAUAGAACUGUCUUUUUUUUUGAGAUCAAAGUUUACACGUUCGGAGAGCCAAGAGUUGGAGAUAUAAUAUUUGCUAGUUAUUUCACGGUACGCUCUAACAAAAAGCCGAGGCCAAUCACAAAUCACGAUUGACGUUCCAGGACAUGGUCCCAUACGCAUUCCGAGUAGUUCACAAUACCGAUCCGAUUCCACAUCUUCCUCCACUCAAUGUUGACCAUGAAACAGCUCCGGGCAAUCCAUAUCAUCAUCCCAGAGAAAUUUGGUAAGGUUUUCAUGCAAGACGGAGUGAAAUAUUUGGGUUUUUCCAGGUACAAUGACGACUUUUCGGACUUUGUGUUGUGCAGUGCCGUUGUUGGAGAAGAUUGGGGGUGCAGUGAUAAGAAACGGUUCUGGAAUUAUGGCAGUAAGGUAGGAUGGUGUUCAUUCUUAACUUUUCAAUGCCAUUUUUGAACUUUAUUGUGAUUAUUCGUAACCAUGACGUUUCGCAACUGUUUGAAUCUAACAUAACAUCCGAGACUUUUAAAAGAUGUUUCGAACUGUCCGGUUGCGAAACGCCUGGUUUCAAAUUGUUCUGUAUCUGGAACGCAAAUUUAUCUUGUUCAUUUUUCAAAAAGAAAACCAUUCAAGAUUUCUUAUAGUGAUACUAUAAAUAAAUUUCUAUUCGGCACCUCCCUCUCCUUUUUCAAUUCCAAAAAAUACAUUUGCAGGGCGCCUACCGACACACACAUUACUUCAAUCACUUUGUUUCCGAAUUCGGCUCGAUGGGAUGCAAUUCCUCCUCGUCACACGCUUCCUUCAUUUUUUUGAUGACCAUAUUCGCUGUCAUGUCACUGGUCUUUUAA
Molecule: messenger RNA, 1810 nt
Organism: Caenorhabditis sp. 36 PRJEB53466
Lineage: Eukaryota; Metazoa; Nematoda; Chromadorea; Rhabditida; Rhabditidae
Source: the annotation of a GenBank genome assembly